Molecule: messenger RNA, 2429 nt
Organism: Gigantopelta aegis
Lineage: Eukaryota; Metazoa; Mollusca; Gastropoda; Neomphalida; Peltospiridae
Product: beta-1,2-xylosyltransferase RCN11-like
Exons: 2
Coding region: 447-1895 (482 amino acids)
Cellular component (GO): endoplasmic reticulum lumen
Molecular function (GO): protein N-acetylglucosaminyltransferase activity
Source: RefSeq, a predicted model, not a curated record
GUUUGAGAAAUAGACAUGUUUCGUGCGACGUUUGCUUUGAACUUGAAAAAAAUCAUGUUUCUUGUGAUAUUUGCCUUCUAUGUUGUACUUACUGCUAGCACAUCACAGUAAGAUGGACUAAUUCCAGACACGCACAACUCAUUGGUCUAACGAGGAUUAGACUUUUAAAAAUCCCGUUCAGUGGCUUACAUAGCGAAUUGGAUUCAGCCGUUCUCUACAUCAGCUACUUUGCUCACGUCAGGAAUAGAAAGCAUAGCACGGUGCGAUCGACAGCAGAUUCCAUGAUUUCCCUUGAUAUUAAGACCUGUUUGUUGUUGAUUAAUAUACACUAAUCCCGACUCGGGCAGCCACCGUCCUCAUAAUUAUAUAGCUCUUGGAGUACUUACCGUCUUCGUGGUUUUUGUAUGGUUUUUAUAAUCGCCUUUGACCGUUAAAACCCAUUCCUGAUGAAAUUUCUAGGACUUAAAGGUAACCACCAGUUGUUUCAUGCUCUGGUUGUUUUCUACUUUGUGCUGUUCGUAGGCUUGUUGUUCACCUGGAACGUGUUUAUCACUGGAUCCGUGAAAAACGUGUACUCUAAUGAGAAUGGCCAUGUGUUCAUUCUCCACGCUGUCUCACCACCGGUCAGGGCGGUCACCCAGAAACAACCGACGAAGUUGUCUUUCCGUAAGCCAGUGUUCACGGGAUGGGAGAACUGCUCGGUGAAUCACAAGGUGUCAUUUAUGAGCAGACCGAUGACGUUAGUCGCGGAACCCGUGUGUUCUUGGCUCAAGACAAAAAGCGUCAAUGGUAACUUCACUGGAUACGGAGAGAACUUUGCUCAUUUAACUUCCGUCAUUGUGAACCCAGAGAGGGCAAGUGGCAGAAGAGGUGGGGAGAACAUAACAGCUGUGUGGAACCAGAAGGAACAAGAUGAAUAUAUCGAACUGAAGCCAGGAUACUUCUCUGUCUACUGUCAAGGGUCGUUAGACUAUGCAUUUGGUGAAAAAAAUCAUUUGUUGCAAUGGAAAGAAGCCACUCUAUGCAAACCCACACGUAAUAUUAGCGGAAUGGUGAAAAUAAAAGGGUUGACUAUCGCCGUUCAAAGAUACGAGUACGUGAAUCUGUAUCACACAAUGACAGACUACUACAACGCCUUCCUGAUGAUGCUUAUCUUUAACAAGAGCCCGGAUGACACUACGAUUCUGUGGGUAGACUCGCAUCCGUCUGGAGGUUUGGACCAGACGUGGAAGACCCUGUUUUCAAACACAAUCAGAGCUGGGCAUUUGAGAGGACCAACAGUCUUUGAGGACAUGGUUUGGAGCAUCAUGGGAUACGACAGUCCUCUUAAUCAACACAACAGACCGUUCACGCCAUAUUUAGAACAAUUUAGAGAGUUUUUCUUGACGCGUCACGGAGUGUCACCUGCUAAAACGCUGGAUUGCGCUCACCUCAAUGUGCUGUUCAUCUGGCGCAGAGACUAUAUUGCGCACCCUAGAAACCCUUCCGGUCUGGUGAAGAGGAAGAUUGAGAACGAGGCCGAACUGUUGGAGACCGUUCGGAAGGUCGUCCCAGGCCACAACGUGACGGGGGUUCAGUUGGACGCGUUGCCUAUGAGGCAACAGCUAGAACUGGUGGCCAACACAGAUAUUUUUCUAGGGAUGCACGGGGCUGGAUUGGCCCACACCCUGUUCCUUCCUAAACACGGUGGACUCGUAGAAUUUUACCCCACUUACUGGAGUCCGUCUAAUCGACACUUCCGUGCAAUGGCCAUGUGGCGCGGGUUGCAGUAUCAGACGUGGCAGAAUCGUGACUCUAAUAAAGAAAUCAAAUACUACACUUACAUUCCACCACUGACUGUUCUCAGCAUGUUCCUAGAGGUGAAAAAUAAUAUAUGUAAUGAUGGUAUCAGGUAGCUUUGAUUUACCAUAGUCACAAAACCAGGGGCAGAACCAGAAGUUCAAUUAACGGGAGUUGGUGGGGUGGGGUGGGGUGGGGUGGGGAUGGGGUGGGGAUGGGGUGGGUCUGCAUUAACGGGAGUUGGGCUACCGGGCUUUGCGGUGGAGGGGUUCGGGACUCCAUCCCUCUAACCUCUCCUGGAUCCACCACUGUUACAGUAAUAAAUGAUAGUCCAUGUUUAAAUUGUCAUAGUCCAUAUGGUUGAUCGGCCGGUCAAUUGAUUUUCUUACGUCUUGAUUACGUUUCAAUAAUGUAUUUGUUAUUUUUGUUACAUCGGCGCUUGUUAUGCAUUGUUAAUGACUGUUAUUUUCUGUCACAUACUGAAAAAGAUCGACAUUUUGAAAUACUAAAGUAAAGAGUAGACCCAUUUGUGGAAAAAGAGACUUAACCUUUCUCUGCUCAUAUCUUUUUUAGAAGUUUGUGAACUUUAUAUGAACAUUUUUAGUAUUUUUGCUUUACAUGGAUGAAAAAAAUAAAUACAUUUAUAUAUA